AUGGAUCCUGACUUUGAACCAGAUUUUGAAGAGUCGAUUGACGAAUCUUUGGAAGCUGAAUUUGACAUAGAUGCGCUAGUAGAUACCUUGAAUGAUGAUGACCGUAACUCCAACUUUGAGGAUCCCCCUGUAAAACGUCGAAAGCCUGAAAAGCUAACAUUACGGUGGAAAAAGAAGAAUUUAGAGCUGAAUGCACAGCAGCUAGCUUUUACUGGCAACGAGUCAUUGAGUUCUGAUAUCUUGGACCUUGAUACUCCAAUACAGUUCUUUCUUUUUUUAUUUCCACCAGAACUCCUAAAGAGAAUUUCGGAAGAGACAAACCUCUACGUGGUACAAAAAGAUCUAAACAGCACGUUUCGUGUAUCGGAGACAGAAAUGCGUCAAUUUAUAGGGGUAGUAUAUAUGAUGUCACUGAUCCAGCUACCCAGAGUGACCAACCACUGGAGUUCCGUCUUGGAUACACCUGUAAUUCAACAGACCAUGCCUUCUAAUAAAUUUGAAAAGAUUAAACAAUAUCUGCAUUUUAAUGAUAACACUAAAUGUCUACAUAGGACCCACCCUGAUUCCGAUAGGAUCUUCAAAAUUCGCCCAGUCGUUGAUGCCUUGAACGAAGCUUAUGGUAAAGUUCCAUUAGAAAAACAACUUUGUAUGGAUGAGCAAAUUUGCUCUACAAAAGCGCUAUGCUGA
Messenger RNA from Parnassius mnemosyne (clouded apollo), 687 nucleotides. Lineage: Eukaryota; Metazoa; Arthropoda; Insecta; Lepidoptera; Papilionidae. The record is from the annotation of a GenBank genome assembly.